AUGCAGUCGAUCCCCCCAAUUACCGUCACUGUGGGUGAUUCCAACCAGACAAUCAUAGUGACACCGUCAACUCCAGAGAAACGGAUGCGCCGAGCGCGCAAGGGAAAUCAUUUGGCUGUUUCUGAGUCAAAGACCAAGAGCUUGUUAUCGAAUGAGAUUGGCGAUGCUCUGAUGAACCAGCUCUACGCGGCUCCGAAACGCGAUGAUCACGAUGAUCCUCUCAAUACCUCGUGUGUCUCCCUGCUGGACCACCUGCAAAAGAACAUCGCCGCGACUUCGGUAACUUCCUGCGCCAGCUCAGCAAGUUAUAGCACCCGUACAGCAGCUGAGUCCGCCUCCACACCUGGAACGAGUGUGGGCAUCGGUGAAGCAUUGGAUGGCACUCACACACAAGUGCCGAUAGACAUUGAUUUUUCACAUACAAACACGGAAUGUUAUCGCACGAAGGCCACGAAGAAAUACGGCGGUGACAAGGCGAUUGUUUUCAGCCUCGAUGAUUUCAAAACGAUGACAGCCAUUGAGCAGCUAGCCGCACAACAUGGUCGGGUAGCACACAUGGGGAUCCUCGACCACAGCUAUCGAUUCUUUGUGAACAAAUCCCGAACCGGGGCAUUGUCCUUCAAGGUUCAAAACGGCGUCGCAGUCGUCGGUGGAGACCCAUUAUGCAGCCCAGAUGCAAUCGCAGAAUUAUUAUCGGAAUUCGCAGCGUACCGACGACGGCAUCGCUGGAGCAUAGCAUUCAUGGGCGCUAGCAGGUCCUUCUUGCGCGAUUACGCCCACCCAAAUGGAUGGACGACAAUCCGGUUCGCCACAGAGCGUGUCCUCAAUCCCCAAACUAACGAUAUCCUCCUCGAGCGAAACGGUAAACGCAUCACUACCCAGAACCGCCAACUCCUAAACCCAAGGAAAGGGGGCAUCACCCUAGGUGUGUACGCCCCAGUCGUUCAUGGUACAGACCCCCAACUCCAAUCCGAACUCAUCGCCAUCUACGACGCCUGGCGUGCCGAACGCAACUGCUCCACCAGCCCGCAGGCCUUCAUAACCGUCUAUGAUCCAUUUGCCCUCCCCGCCCUCAUGACAUUCAUAUACACACGCGGCGCAGAUGGAAUGAUCAACGGUUUCGCCGCACUCCGACACCUGGGCUCAGGCGGGUACCACGUUGACCCAUGCAUCGCAGCUCCAGGCAGCCCAAAAGGAAUAAGUGAUCUUCUCCUCGUCGCCGCAAUGGCUCUGCUAUACCGUGCCGGCGUAUCAUACCUCGGGUUCGGGUUCGAGCCUCUAAAUGCCCUGGUCCGGGAAGAUGUCUCCGGCAUGCCAGCCCCGCUCGGGCGCUUCACCUGUAACCUAUAUGGCCGUGCGUUCCAUCGUCUACCGAUUGGGGGAAAGAAGGCAUACCACGAUAAGUUUCGCCCGGAUUCUGCUCAGGACUCGGCUCUAUACCUUGUCUUCCCGCCUGGCAUACCUAGUCCGCGGCAUUUGCUGGCUAUGACACAUAUGGCCAAUAUCAGUUGGCGGAAAAUCUUCUGGGCAGAUGUUCGGGGCUGGGCAUUGACUCGCAGGUCGAAGGCUGCGGCUAAGGGUAUCGAAUCACUAGAUGAGAAGAAGGGUGCGAAACGGUGUGAUCCGAUUGAGCAGACACCCAAGACUGAGACUCUUGACAAGUCGCCACCACCGGCUCCGUGA
Penicillium bovifimosum is the source of this 1683-nucleotide messenger RNA. It is a transcript of the gene ergS, whose product is annotated as protein ergS. Lineage: Eukaryota; Fungi; Ascomycota; Eurotiomycetes; Eurotiales; Aspergillaceae. The coding region runs from base 1 to 1683 and encodes 560 amino acids. The record is from RefSeq and is a predicted model, not a curated record. Gene Ontology annotation, biological process: phospholipid homeostasis. The transcript has a single exon. Gene Ontology annotation, molecular function: aminoacyltransferase activity.